CCACCCCCGCCCUCUCCCCGCAGCCCCGACGGCUCCCGCCUCUCGAGCUCUUCCGCGGCCGCGGAGCGGCUGCAGCGGCGGCCUGGGCCGCGCCGCUGGUCUGGGGGGUGCUGAGGGGGGCCGGGGGGGUUCCUGUUCCCUCCGCCCUCAGGUGAGGUGGGAACUGUUUUUUCCCGAGCACGGCCGGAGCCGCCCGGCCUUCCCGUGGAGCCUUGGCGCGGGGCUUACGCGGCGGCGGCCCCCGGGAGUGGCCGGGGAGGGGCGGGAGCCUGGGCCCAGGGACCCGCGGCGCGGCGGUUCCCAUGUUUUUCCAAGCCCUACGGCCAGCCCUGCCCGCCCGGGGGCCCUCGCUGCAUUGGGGCGGGGGUUGGCGGGGGGAGGCGGUGAGUGCAGUGAGGCGGAGGCGGGCUGCGGGCGCGAAGCCCUGCGCGGGGCAGCGGCUGCACACACCCCCCCGGGCGCAGCUGGACUCCCCCGCAGCCCCUCGCAGGGGCCGCCUCCCCCCGGAGCGGGCUGAGGCUCCUUUCGGCUCGGCUUAGGCCGCGGGGCUGGGGGCGAGCCGCAGAAUUGCUCCAAACUUGGGAGGGGGCAGCCCUGCCUGCCCCCCCGCCCCGCGCUGCCCUGCUAUUUAUUUCGGUUUCUCUUCGCUGCUCUCACGCACCCAUCACCGCCUCCAGCAGCGCCGGCUCCCGGCCCGACAUCCUGUUUUUGUGUGCUUAAAAAAAAAAAAAAAAAUUUCGCGUGAAGCGGCUUUGCGGAGGUCUGCCGAGAGAGGCUGCCUCGGAGGAGAUGGGCUCAGGUAAAGUGGAGCUGCAUGGGAAACUCAUAGAAGUUGAACAUUCGGUCCCGAAAAGACAAAGGAGUCGGAAGCUUCAGAUCAGGAAUAUCCCGCCUCACUUGCAGUGGGAGGUGCUGGAUAGUUUGUUAGCUCAGUAUGGAACUGUGGAGAACUGUGAGCAAGUGAACACUGACACGGAGACUGCAGUUGUAAAUGUAACAUAUGGCAAUAAGGACCAGGCUAGACAAGCAAUAGAAAAACUGAACGGGUUUCAGCUUGAAAACUAUUCCUUGAAAGUCGCAUACAUCCCUGAUGAGAUGGCAGCCCAGCAACCUCCACAACAACAUCCCCAGGGAAGACGUGGCUUUGGCCAGAGGGGUCCUCCUAGGCAAGGGUCACCUGGCGCAAGCACUCGGCAGAAACCACAGUCGGAUGUUCCUCUACGGAUGCUGGUUCCCACACAGUUUGUAGGAGCCAUUAUCGGGAAAGAAGGAGCAACAAUCAGAAACAUUACCAAGCAGACACAGUCCAAAAUUGAUAUUCAUCGUAAAGAGAAUGCAGGUGCUGCUGAGAAACCAAUUACCAUCCACUCAACUCCUGAAGGCUGCUCAACAGCUUGUAAAAUUAUUAUGGAGAUCAUGCAAAAGGAAGCUCAAGAUACUAAAUUUACAGAAGAAAUUCCCUUGAAGAUACUGGCACACAACAACUUUGUCGGCCGACUUAUUGGCAAAGAAGGAAGAAACCUGAAGAAAAUUGAACAGGACACAGAUACUAAAAUCACAAUAUCACCAUUGCAGGACUUGACACUCUAUAAUCCAGAAAGGACCAUUACAGUCAAAGGCAGUAUUGAAACUUGUGCCAAGGCUGAGGAAGAAAUCAUGAAGAAAAUCAGGGAGUCCUAUGAAAAUGAUAUUGCUGCUAUGAAUCUUCAAGCACAUUUAAUUCCUGGAUUAAAUCUGAAUGCCUUGGGUCUGUUCCCACCCUCUUCUUCAGGAAUACCACCUCCCGCAGUGAGUGUUGCCUCCGCUGCUGCUGCUGCUUCGUAUCCACCUUUUGGGCAACAGCCCGAGUCUGAAACUGUUCAUCUGUUCAUCCCAGCCUUGGCAGUUGGAGCUAUUAUUGGCAAGCAGGGACAGCACAUCAAACAACUUUCUCGUUUUGCAGGCGCAUCUAUUAAGAUUGCCCCUGCUGAAGGACCAGAUGCUAAGCUGAGAAUGGUUAUCAUCACUGGACCUCCAGAAGCUCAGUUCAAGGCUCAAGGGAGAAUCUAUGGAAAACUUAAAGAAGAAAAUUUCUUUGGACCUAAAGAAGAAGUGAAACUUGAGGCUCACAUAAAAGUGCCAUCCUAUGCUGCUGGUAGAGUUAUUGGUAAAGGAGGCAAAACAGUAAAUGAGCUUCAAAACUUGACAAGUGCAGAAGUUGUAGUCCCUCGUGACCAGACACCUGAUGAAAAUGAUCAGGUGGUUGUGAAAAUAACUGGUCACUUCUAUGCAUGCCAGCUUGCUCAGAGAAAAAUUCAGGAAAUACUGGCUCAGGUAAGAAGGCAGCAGCAACAGCAAAAAACAUUGCAAAGCGGACAGCCUCAGCCAAGACGAAAAUAAAGGUUUAGGAAAUGGCCCAUCAGAGACAGAUGCCAGACCAAAGACAGACUGUGUGACAGAGAGACAGGUGGUGAGCACCUGUUGAAGUUUUAUGCAGAAGAUCCACCAAGCCAAUCACCUGUUCGAGGACCAGGCAACCGUUGAACGCUGUCUCUGAGAAUGUAUUCUUUAGGCUCUCUCAAACUUUUGAAACCCAGCUUUAAAAUAAGGACCCCUUCACUUCCCUUUUGUUCUAUUCUCACAAUUUAACAUAAACUCGUUAGUCUUUUUUAUUGUUCUUAUUAUUCCCCAACAACUUUAGAACUUGGUUUAAUGAAGCUUUCUCUUCUGAGUUCACUGGUUAAAAAAAAAAGAAAAGAAAAACCAACAAAAAAAAAAAAAAA
Messenger RNA from Motacilla alba alba, 2762 nucleotides. It is a transcript of the gene IGF2BP3, whose product is annotated as insulin like growth factor 2 mRNA binding protein 3. Gene Ontology annotation, biological process: nervous system development; regulation of gene expression. The transcript has 15 exons. The record is from RefSeq and is a predicted model, not a curated record. Bases 790 to 2379 code for a protein of 529 amino acids. Gene Ontology annotation, molecular function: mRNA 3'-UTR binding. Gene Ontology annotation, cellular component: nucleus; cytosol; cytoplasm. Lineage: Eukaryota; Metazoa; Chordata; Aves; Passeriformes; Motacillidae.